This is a messenger RNA of Lycium barbarum (goji berry), 1277 nucleotides long. RefSeq lists its product as uncharacterized. NCBI's taxonomy places the organism in Eukaryota, Viridiplantae, Streptophyta, Magnoliopsida, Solanales, Solanaceae. The record is from RefSeq and is a predicted model, not a curated record. The transcript has 3 exons. Bases 510 to 1004 code for a protein of 164 amino acids.
CAUGUGGUACAGAAAGAAAGUCACCUUUGGAACUCGACUUAAUACAUUUACAACUCUUAAAUUUAGGAAAGAAUUUCAUUUAGACAUACAAAUUACGGAUGGUUCCAAUUGAUCACAUGAAUAUAUGAUAAAGUACCCUAUUAAUUUUUUUUUUUUUUUUUUUUGUGCAUGCUCUCAAGCGUCAAUUGAAUAGUUAAGCUAAUCACAUAAAUAUGUCAUCUCAUUUAAUUAUACACAUUGCCUCAAUUGGAACAUGCUUUAAUGUGUAUAAUUAAAGAAUGUGACAUACUUUAAGCGGUUGAUGUGUUUAUAUAAUUCUCAUUUCAGCACAAAAGUAUUUUCAAAAUUUAAACUAAAAUACCGUAAUUCGAGUGUCUAGAUGAAAUUUAUUAGCAAAUUAAAGAAGCUAUAGAGGAAUAAGUCUUGAACUCUGAUACUGGGAAUAAGCAUUUGAAUUGGGUAUAUUACGAGUCAAGAACAAAUGUUGAAAACCAAAUAUAGCGAAAAGUAUGAAGAGAGAAGAGAAACGACAGAAGCUCCAUGAAGGCCUCCUUCGGAUGCUCUAUCCUCCUCCACCAUCACCUCCUUCGGAAGAAAACGAUGAAGAACCACUUCACAUUCUCAGUCAAGGCCUCAACUUGGACCAAAUCCCAGAUGAAGUGGAAAAUGACAGGGGAUCUUCGUCCUCUGGCGACCAGGAGUCUGAUAAUGGGCCUGAGAAACUCACAAGGGCCCAAAGGAAGAGGAUUAGACGAAAGAAACUUAAGGAAGCAGCCUCUCGCCGUCAAGAUAUAAUUGGGCCGUUGUUGCCUACUGAAGAGAGUGAUGGUAAGGGUGUAAAUGUGAUGCCGAUAGGUGAGGAACCACAAGGUGUUCGACAAAAUGCCAAUGAGCCAGAUGAUGCAGAGUCCUGCUCGAAACAGAACAGACUAAAACAAAGAAGAAUGGCUAAAAGGUUGGUUGGUGGCAGCUCAAAGCCAACUGGGGAUAGCAACAAGCCUUGAAAUUACCGAUCCCUUUGCCAAGGAAUGCCUGACUGCAAAAAAGGAAGUGUCAUUGCAACAGGCAGAAGUGAAAAUUUUAACUGGAAAGAAGAAAUCGAACUCUGGUACAAGUGCUGACAAAAUUUUAUAGAAAGCAAGUAGUGUUGUUGUUCCUACAAAAUUCAGAUGCAUUGUUUUCAUUUUUGAACUGAGUGGUUUAUGUUUGUGCACUUUACGGGACAAAUGUUCACAUACUAGUUAAUUUAGUGAUAUGUUGUGCUAUAGCACUGUAAA